Messenger RNA from Bombina bombina (fire-bellied toad), 2852 nucleotides. RefSeq names its product LDL receptor related protein 3 (gene LRP3). The record is from RefSeq and is a predicted model, not a curated record. Gene Ontology annotation, cellular component: plasma membrane. Gene Ontology annotation, molecular function: protein binding. Lineage: Eukaryota; Metazoa; Chordata; Amphibia; Anura; Bombinatoridae. Bases 185 to 2698 code for a protein of 837 amino acids. The transcript is spliced from 7 exons.
GUGCAUUGCACUGUGUUGGGGUCCUAUAUGUACACACUGCGUGUCCGUGCGGAAGUGCUGCAUAUUCCCCUCAACCAGAGAUGCUUCUCGUCCUCUUCAUCCCCAUCACACUCACACAGCCUCCCCUGACACUGCCAGUGCAUGGGCUGUGUGUGCCGGCUAUGAGCUGACAAAGACCCAGCUGAUGAGGAUCUUGUUGUCUUCUGUCGCCCGGCCAUCCCUGUGUGUCAUCAUGCUGAGCAGCAGUGCCAGACUCCUGCAGCACAUCACAUCUGUCCUCUGCUUUGUGAAUGGAUUUACACCUGGGUGGUUAGAAUAUGGAUCUCCCUUUGCAGCUGCCUGCAGUGGUAAAUUGGAACAGCACACGGAAAGGAGGGGCGUUAUCUACAGCCCAGGUUGGCCACUAAACUACCCUUCUACAAUGAAUUGUAGCUGGUACAUCCAAGGUGACCAUGGAGAUGUGAUUACUAUAAGUUUUAAGAGCUUUGACAUAGAAGACUCUCCAAAAUGCGCCAUCGACUGGCUUGUGAUUCGACCGUCUUCUAAAAGAGAAGAAUAUAAAGUGUGUGGCUCCUCCAUUCCACCGGCCUUCACGUCCUCACGGGAUCAUGUCUGGAUUUUUUUUCAUUCUGACUCAUUGAGUUCAGGACAGUCUCAGGGAUUUCGCCUGUCCUAUAUUAGAGGAAAAAUGGGUCUGACUUCAUGUCUGGCAGAUGAAUUCCUGUGUGGUAAUGGCAAAUGCAUUCCCAGUACCUGGAAAUGCAACUCUAUGGAUGAAUGUGGGGACAACUCAGAUGAGAAUUGCACAGACCCCUCCAUGGAGACACACACAAGUCUAUGUCCUCCUGGCACAUUCCCAUGUAGUAUGGUUGAGUCUACUCAGUGCAUGUCCAAUGAACUGCGCUGUAACUCUGUGAAAGACUGCAGUGAUGGCUCAGAUGAAGAGAACUGUCCCGAUCUCUCAUGUGGCAAAAAGCUGGGCAAUUUUUAUGGUUCCUUUGCAUCACCAGAUUUUUUUAGAGCUGACCACAGCCAAUCAGAACUCCAGUGUACUUGGUAUGUCGACACUGAAGAUAAUCGGCACGUCAUCUUGCAGAUGGAUUUAAUGCUGGGAUACAAUGACUAUGUGCAAGUGUUUGAUGGCAUUGGUGAGAAUAGUGACAGACUCAUGCAAACAUUAUCAUAUCGCAACAACCGGCACACUGUUAACGUAGAGUCUGCAAAUGGCCAGCUCACUCUAACUUACCAUGCAUGGUCCAAGAGUAUAGGACAUGGUUUUAACGCAACUUACAAGGUCAAAGGUUACUGUCUUCCAUCAGAGCAUCCUUGUGGAAGUGGAGAUGUUUGUUUCUCUGAAAGUCAGCAGUGUGACGGCUGGUGGCACUGCCCAAAUGGGAAAGAUGAAGAGAAUUGUUCAUCUUGCCAAAGCAACAACUACCCUUGUGAAAGUGGAAGUGGCCUAUGCUAUUCUUUGCUUGAUCGGUGUAACAAUCAGAAGAACUGCCCAGAUGGCUCAGAUGAAAAGAACUGUUUCACAUGCCAGCCGGGGAAUUUUCACUGUGGCACAAACUUGUGCAUUUUCGAGACCUGGCGUUGUGAUGGGCAGGAAGAUUGUCAGGAUGGAAGCGAUGAGCAGAAUUGUUUGGUUAUUGUGCCUAGGAAGGUGAUCACCGCAGCACUUAUUGGCAGCCUUGUAUGUGGAUUGCUUCUGGUUAUAGCCAUGGGCUGUGCAUUUAAGCUGUAUUCUCUUAGGAGCAGGGAGUAUAGGGCGUUUGAGACUCAGAUGACACGUGUAGAGGCAGAGUUUGUGAGACGUGAAGCACCACCCUCUUACGGGCAGCUGAUCGCCCAGGGUCUUAUACCUCCUGUUGAGGACUUCCCAGUUUUCAAUGACUCACAAGUUUCCAUGUUGCAAAACAUUCGGACUGCUAUGAGACGGCAAAUGAGACGUCAUUCUUCUCGACGGACUUCUUCUAGGAGACGUUUGGGAAGGCUUUGGAAUAGGUUGUUUCAUCGCCCACGUACCAGGGGUCAUAUCCCACUGCUAACACCACAAGCGAGAUUUAGUGACAAUGACCUUAGCAGAAGUGAAGAAAAUUUACAGAGUCCUUCAACACCUGUUGAAACCUAUAACACAUACACACAAACUGAUAUACUAGAGGCCGGUAGAUCUGAAAUGGCAGCCAACAAUUUACACCUUGAACUAGAACUCAUUGAUCAGCUUCCAUUAAAUGGUUUAGAAAAUAAUUGCACUGAUACAGUUCAACAUUCUCCUUUAGUAGAGUUUGUUACAGAUUCAUACUCUGUGGAUUCAUGUAACCUAUUUCUUAAUACAGCCAUAAAAGAGGACACAGGACACUCACUAAGGAACACUUCUGCAGCUAUUGCCGAAACAUUUUGCUUGGUGCCUGUAUCACAAAGGACUCCUGAGGGAGCAAGCAAUAUAACAUAUAGCCAUCAGAGACCAGAAAUCCAGAGAUUGCCUUUCCAAAAUCUGCACUCAGAUCAUCCUGACAGCUUGACGAAUGUUCAUAACCAGGUCACAGAACAGCCAUAUUGCUGUGGAGGCUCUUGUCAGGAAGAACCGUUGGGUGUACAUGCUAACUGCUAUUGUUCAAAGGAAGUGCCAAUGUUUGAGCCCACGCACCCUCUAUUAGAAUCUAACACUAGUGAUGAUGAAUCUUUACUCAUUUGCUGAUAUCUUGUUAAAGAACUGAAUUUUUGUAUUUUUUAAAGAAAACUUUAUAAUUCAGCACUCUGCAUAUAUUUUUAUAUUGCAAUACUGCAAUUCCCACUGCUAAUGACCUAAAUCCACUAAGAAUAAUUUAUACAAUAUAAAUUAUAGCUCUGUA